Effrenium voratum is the source of this 309-nucleotide messenger RNA. The record is from the annotation of a GenBank genome assembly. Lineage: Eukaryota; Dinophyceae; Suessiales; Symbiodiniaceae.
AUGGUCAGCUUUUGCAAAAAGCUGCCACUGAGGUUUUCGAGUUUCAUUUUGUACCCGCAAAAAAACAAAAAACGCUGCAUCACAGAUCUCUGCUCUUCGCCCUGGGCUCGAAUUCUGGCCUCGGCCGGAGAGCGGUGUAUCCCCUUGGCUUCAGAGAAAUACCUGGAGCAGCUGGAGAAAGUAUUCAGUCGCCUCAUCCCUUUUCUUUCUGGAGACCUGCGUUUGCUGAAGUCCAUGUUGGCUGGUUUCCGCCGCCUGCUGCGUUUUAGGGUGCGAUGGCGAAGUCUCGUUGGACAGCCAGAGAAUUGA